Molecule: messenger RNA, 603 nt
Organism: Gigantopelta aegis
Lineage: Eukaryota; Metazoa; Mollusca; Gastropoda; Neomphalida; Peltospiridae
Exons: 3
Coding region: 121-444 (107 amino acids)
Source: RefSeq, a predicted model, not a curated record
ACUUGUAAGGCAUCGCUAACGGUAUAAAAGGGGGUUUUGCUUUGGCUAACGACAGUACUGGGAAAUUCAGACACAAGCAACAUCAAGGCAAAGAAAACCAGGUUAUUUUACACUGCAGAUAUGAAGACUCUUCUAGCUCUCUGCGCAGUCGCACUUGCAAUCACCAUGACUCAUGCAUGGUGCACAGGCAACAUGGAUGACUUCAGGUGUGUGCCAUACAAGCACUCAGCGGUCUGCAUGUCGGAUGGAACUUACAUCUGCGGAAACUGCUUUGCUGAGGAGUUCGAAUGUCUGCAUGUAAAUACUACAGGGGUAACGGCGAUUUUAUCACAGGCAGAGGCAAAAAGAAGAUGCACAUCGCCGGUAAAACAUUGCGAUGAGGCCGAAGUCGAACAGAAACAGCAAAAGUUCAUCAAGAAAACAGCAAAUGGCCAAUGGUAUUAGUUUGACCCGUUAACAGGAUGCCGGAAUCAACCCGACCUGAGGCAACAACACGCCGUUUAAGUUGGACGUUUUUUGUUUUUGUCCCCAGUUAGAUAACUGGUUUUGCUGUAUUUAUAUAGUAUGUAAAAACAAGGAAGAAUAAAAUCUGACGAAAAACAA